AUGGGUACACCCCGAGACUACUAUGCAGACUUAGAGCUGCCACCGACGGCAGACGCCGCGGAGAUUCGAAAACAAUAUCGGAAACUUGCUCUCAAAUAUCAUCCAGAUCGCAAUCCUGGACGAGAGGCAGAAGUGAACACACAGUUCCAGAUUAUCCAAACAGCGCACGAAAUUCUUUCCGACCCUGAACAGAAAGCCAAGCACGAUGCUUCGCGAGGGCGCGGUAGAUUCCCAGGAGCUUCGGGUGUUAAGGGUAACCCUUGGUCAAACGUCAGCGCCCAGUAUCCGCCCCCUCCUCGGCGCAACAAUGCAAAUCCUCGAGCUCCGCCAUCGGGCGCACAAAGAUGGCAACGUUUCUCUACGGGGGUUCCUCCCACCGCAAAGCAGUAUACAGCAUCAGAUGCCGAAUCGAAGAAGAAUGCUGCCAGAGCAUUCGAAAACAUGCGAAAGGGUGCAUCGGCCAAAGCGAACGAUCAGCCACGACCUCCCCCUCCACCUCCACCACCACGGACUGAAUUUGCCAGACAACGUCAAGAGGCCUCGUUUGGUGCAAGAAAAACAGGCUUCCAUCCUCGGACAGCAGGGGGCGAUGAACCACCUGUAUCAAGUAGCAACUACAGCUCGAGACCUGCUUCAGAACGAUAUGCGCAGCGGUUUGGCUUUGACAUUCCACAACAAGCACCUCCUCCUACUCCCCAACGGCCGCCUCCAACUGCGAUGCCUGAUCCGUUAAGCCAAUUCAGAGACCGAGACAGUACAGCCGACCCCCGACAAAGCACUCCUUAUGCGUCAUCAAACGGAGGCGAAAAGACCAACCCUUUUGACGGCAUCUCGAUCAACCGGGCUAAGAGUACUCGGGAAGCAACUCGCCAAGAUCAAUCUGCCUCUGAGAAUGAAGCCAUCAACCGACAACGCAGCGCCAGUGCACCGAAGGGUGGAAAGGCUGAGGACGUUCCUUUGAAUAAGGCCUCUGAACAACCUUCGAUACCUCGGGACCCGGCAGACCGUCCUAAGGCGCCGUUGAAGAAAACUCGCAGUGGCUUCAAGAGUGUUCCGCUGGGACCUAACCAGCAGGCCACCGAGUUUCCCGCAAAUGAUAAGCCAACUGAUUCACCUGGUGGCCCAACAAUCUUUAGUUUCCCUGUCAACGAUGACACUUUCUCACGAACAUCACCUGACCACCAUCGGUUCUCUCGACGAAGUACUGACGAUAUCAACACUAGUUUUGCUGACGAAGAAGAUGCUGCUGGGUGGGCGUUCAAUGCUGGUGGAGCUGAACAGGAUAGCCCAAGUAGGCCCCGAAAACCAGGUCGCCAAUCCCCAGGGAAGCGGCCCGCAAUGAGCGGCAAGAGUACACCAAGUUUCAUGUCCGAUGCUGAGAGAUCCGACUCUGCUAAGCCCGAGUCGGCCUUUAACCCUGCAGGUUGGGAUUUUGGUCCCCAAACAUUUGUUCCUCAGCCGUCAAAGUCUGUAUCUCCCACGCGGUCUACCCGAACAAACUCACGAAAGCCGAAGGCGUCCAAAAAGUCAAGCCAUGCCAAUCUUCUGGACGACAGCAGCAGUGAAGAUGAGGUAUUGGAAUGGCGUGGUCGAAAGGUGCAAGAAGAACCACCUGCUGCUGAGAGUCCCCAGGCUAUGGACAUAGAUACUCCCCCUGCGCCGUCUUCCAUGCCGCCACCUCGACCUCCCAAGGUACCUUCGCCCCAACCAGUUCAGACUACGCCCUCACCACAGCCUGCUCAGCCUGUGAGCCAACCUCAGCAACCCGUUGGAGCAAACCAGGCUCCUGGAGUAGUACCUGCUCCGCAUGCUGCCCGGAACAUCAACGUCGAACCCACCAGACCCGAGUGGCGACCUGGCAAUGUUGACACUGUCAAUGGUAACGAGCACAGACCUGAGAGUCCCAGAAAGGCAUUCAAUCCAAACAACAUGGGAUCUGAAGACAGUGAAGAGUUCCAAGCAAGCUUCGCUGACCUCAGAAACGUGGCGCCAUUCACUCAACAGAGCUCCGGCUUGAAGUCUUUUUCUGACCUGAAGGAUAAUUUGCCAUUUGAAAGCAAAGCAGCGCCUCAGGUUCCAAUGAAGCUACCCAAGGUCCACCCAUUGAUCUUUCCGACAGCACCUACAGCUCCUCAAAUCCCAGCUGCCGCUGCUGUUAACGGCGUCAAGCCUAGCGCGCUUACUUGGGAGACAUAUGUCAAAGAUUUUGAACAAUACUUGAAGCAAUGGGACGCGUUCAACGCCCAAGUCGUGGACCAUUUUGCCACCCGAAAGUCGCACAUCACUCGUACCCGAGAAGAAAAGGGGUAUUCAUUCUUGGAGAACCGGGGUGAUGCUGACAUUCAGGAGUAUUACAACUGGCUCGAACAGGAUAUGGAUGUUCGCCGACGCUGGGCGGCUGCAUGCGAGGAGCAUGAACACCGAUUCCGAGAAUUCAUGGCGUUCCGAAUGAAGAUGAAGUGA
Molecule: messenger RNA, 2463 nt
Organism: Fusarium mangiferae
Lineage: Eukaryota; Fungi; Ascomycota; Sordariomycetes; Hypocreales; Nectriaceae
Exons: 4
Coding region: 1-2463 (820 amino acids)
Cellular component (GO): cytoplasm
Source: RefSeq, a predicted model, not a curated record